Messenger RNA from Pocillopora meandrina, 957 nucleotides. Lineage: Eukaryota; Metazoa; Cnidaria; Anthozoa; Scleractinia; Pocilloporidae. The record is from the annotation of a GenBank genome assembly.
AUGAGCUUCUUUGUUUUCCCCUCAGCAUUCAAAGCAAUUUUUACAAAUCUCCAUGCCACUGGAAGAUAUGGUCCAACAACACUGGGCAGUCACUACAUAGAUCAGGAUCACGAAGGACAAGUUACAUUGUCUGGCGGUACUCAACAAUGGACUGUGCCGUACGCCGGUGACUACAGAAUAGAAGCGGUAAGAGCAGCAGGAGGGUACGGUGGAGCUUCCAACAACCCUCAGUAUCGAGGAAGAGGAGCAAGAAUGAUUGGAACAUUCCGUUUAAAGGAGGAUGAAGUCAUCCAGAUCCUUGUAGGUCAAGAAGGAGGAAUAAACAAGAUGGAUCUAUCCUCUGGUGGUGGUGGAGGUACAUUUUUGGUGGAAGGAACCAACACGCCUUUGAUAAUAGCUGGAGGCGGAGGAGGGAUAGAUUCUGCGCAGUCAAGACAUGCAGGAUGUGACGCCAGCACAAGCAAAACAGGGAAUUCCGGAUACAAGUCAUGGUUAGGGGGGAGCAAUGGGCAUGGUGCGCAGAUUGCUGAUUAUGGCUACUCAGGUAAGAGUAUACUGUGGUGAUCCCUUGCCUAUUAGCUCCUUAUUAAUGAAUGUGUUAAUGUAUGCUUCAAAUUUAAAUCAUUGGCCCUAGUCCCUUAAAACAAAAUAAAAACACUAAGACUGCCUUGGAUGAGGACCAGUUUAUACAUCCAGGGAGAAUACAGGCACAUAUAAAAAUUACUCUGCCUGAGGGAUGGCGGCACAAUAUAAAUACAUGAUUUAAAGGUUUGACCACGCUGAUAUGAGUACAUUAAGGAUUAUCAAAACAGAAAAAAAGGUUUUGGAAUUAAAACCUUAAUCAUCGCGUUUGUUUUUGUUUUGUCUUCAGGUGGUGGUGGUGGCGGGUUUAACUCCAGUGGAAGAAGUGGAACUCAUUUCAAGGGGACCAAGGGAAGGGGCGGAGAAGGUGGUUAG